Molecule: messenger RNA, 2083 nt
Organism: Schistosoma haematobium
Lineage: Eukaryota; Metazoa; Platyhelminthes; Trematoda; Strigeidida; Schistosomatidae
Product: fts3-like protein
Exons: 3
Coding region: 228-749 (173 amino acids)
Biological process (GO): intracellular iron ion homeostasis; iron ion transport
Cellular component (GO): cytoplasm
Molecular function (GO): ferric iron binding; ferrous iron binding
Source: RefSeq, a predicted model, not a curated record
GUCCUUUUUAAAUAGUGUGGGUUCCCAAUUGAAACUAGAUGAAACAGAUUUUCGGGAGAGCUGUUAGAUUCGAGAUAGGCGAAACAGAAUAAAAAAUAUAAUCGUUGUUUUAGUUACAUUUUCUGUAUCAUAAAUUGUUAACCUAGUUAUGUCUUGUUUAACUAUAUCCCGUCACAUCAUUACUGUAUUCCGCCGCUCUCAAACUCGCUCUUAAAGUACGCACGCGGAUGUCUUUGUGUAGGCAGAACUAUCAUGAAGAGUGUGAAGCUGGUGUUAAUAAGCAAAUUAACAUGGAGCUGUACGCAAGCUAUGUUUAUAUGACUAUGGCUUUUCAUUUUAAUCGUGAUGAUGUUGCGCUGAACGGUUUUUAUAAAUUUUUCCUAAACGAGUCGGAAGAAGAGCGACAACAUGCUAUUAAGUUAAUGACUUAUCAAAACAUGCGGGGUGGUCGGAUUGUGUUACAAGAUAUAUCGGCACCUCCUCAACUUUCAUGGAAUUCGGGACUUCAUGCUAUGCAGGAUGCUCUUGAUUUAGAAAAGAAGGUCAAUCAGAGUCUGAUGGAUUUACUGGCUGUUGGUGAAAGACACAGAGAUACGCACUUUUGCGAAUUUAUUGGUAAUGAAUAUUUGGAGACUCAGGUACAGUCUAUUAAAAAGCUUUCCGAUUACAUUACUAAUCUCAAUCGUGUGGGUACUGGUCUUGGAGAAUACACAUUCGACAAAGAAACUCUACAUGGCGAGAGUCAAUGAUUUUUUGUACCAGCAAAUUGUUGUAAACUGUUUUCGACCUACAAUCGAUUAUAUUUUGUAUAAUUUAAUGAUAUUUACUGAUUAAUUUAUGUAUUCUGAAGUUAAAUGUAUUAGGAUUUAGAUCGUUACCAAGUGAGGUUAAUAGUGACUUGUUGUUUAUGCUUUGCGUGUGACAAAUACUAGUCGGUAUUUUCUGAAAAAGUAUUUUUAAGCGAUCAGUCUUUUUAUGUGCUGAUGCUUAAGCCACGUGGUUUCGGCAGUAUGCCAUCUUAGAUCCACAGCCUGUUGUUGACCUUAAAUAUAUAUUUCUCCAUAAAUUAACGUAGCUUCUUGCUUAAAUAGUAUUACUGUUGUUGGUUUGACCAAGGAAAUUUUCUCACUACUACUAUUAAACAUACCUGUUACAAAGAAUGUAGGCGAUUUAUUGAUGUAUCAAACACCGAUUCACAGCUGAUGAAAACGAUUUCAGAAUGUGCAAUGUUGUUUAUCUCUUUAAAUGUCGAUAAACACGUAAAUUGGCGGUUGAUGCUGAUUAAUCAGCUUUUCACAGUAUCAAUAGAGUAGCUGCUUUGAAUAACAUGCAACUCAAUUACUGACAUGUAUUUCGCUUCUUACUCAUAAUAACAUUCCCCUGUGUAAUGCGUUUGUUGCUUAUUUUAAGCGUUUAAUGUGGAGCACGUUAACAUGUAUUAUUAAAAUGUAUGGAUCAAGUUAUUAUUACUGAACUAUACAAAACUUCAGAAUACCCACUGUCAAACAUUUAUGGUUUUCAAAUUAGAAAUAUUCAUCUGAAUUUAAACUAAUAAUUUUUGUCGUAUUUCAAAAGAGAAAGUUUUGUUGAAGACUUUACCCAGUGUUAGUGAAAUGAGUUAACCGUGGAAAUGUGAUUUCCUUUCUUCGUUACAUCAUUGUUUCGGAAUCACGUUAAUGUAUAACAAGUGGUGAUAUUAUUUAGCAGGAUGCUGACAAUAUGUCUGAUGAAUUGACAUCUGUGAAAAUAUCCUACUGUCUAAUUCAUAUCUUUUUAGAAGCAGUAUACAGAUGGUAUGAUGUAGCUUGGAAUCAACGACGGUGGCGCAAAUGUAACUAGAGUUUAUUCUGUUCUUAAUGCAUUAAUCUUUUCAUUCGUUUAUAACGUUAUUGUGUUCUAAGUAAUCUGUGAUUGUGCUAGUAAUUCGGGUGGGUUCUAUGGUAUCUAACGUGACUUAAUUAGUAUUACUUUAACGAAAGGUAGCGACUGCAAGUACACUAUUAGGAAAAGUUACCUAAAUAUUUACAAACGCUAAAUAAUGCAACCGAUCGCCUGUUCAUUUUAUUCUGCUCUAAUUGAUGCC